GAGAGAGAGAGAGAGAGAGAGAGAGACACACAGAGACACACACACACAUGUCCUGAAGCCCACCUCACCACAUCUCGAGCAUUCACUCUGAUUAUCCAGGGCAUACUUGCUAAGGAUAAGGCACGUUCCUGAGGGAACAGGAGAAUGGCAUCAUCAUAGGUAUGCCCUCUUCAUUGCAGUCCUCUGAUGUUCCUGGGCGGUUGUCUUCCUGGUGCAGGUGAAGGACUCCACCCCUAUACAGGCUAAAGCACGUCAUCAGAGGAAAAAAAUCAGCCCUCUUCAGUAACGUGUCCAGGUGAAAUUUUGGACGUGCUCCAAGGUAACCUGGAGCAUUUAAAUAACUCCUCGUUUAACUGAACACAAAGCAGGAAGAUCCAGAGCACAGCAGAGUGAGCACAGAGGCUACAGACAUGGAACCUGAAAACCCAGGGAUGGCAUUAAUAAUGGCACCCAUUACACUGUGUCUGGCAAUCUGCUUGGCCGCUGUGAUGAACAAGUUGAGGAAGAUACGACUUUCUCAGGAACACAAAUGUGAAGCCAGUCACCUGAAUCGAUCUGAGCUUACCAUCAGUAACUUGUUCACUGGUACCCUGGUUGUGGCAGUUGUGUUAAUUGGCAUACUGUACACACUCACAGUGGGUCAAUACCUGUUCAUGAGAGAGGAUAAGGAGGUUACACUUGGAGAAGUUGAUCUCAGAGAGAAAGAUCCCCAUUCUCCCAGCAUUUCUAUGCUUACAAUAGGAGAGGAGGAAGUUUCUCCAUGUGUUGGUCGUCUGGAGGUGGUGGAUUCAGAAGCUGAGUUUGUGCAGUGGAAGAUAAAGUAUCAGACAUUGCUGCAUUCAGAAAAAGCUUACACUGGUAUGGCAUCCCUGAGCCAAGAGAGAAUCCUGCAAGAAAACAUCUCUCUUGUGCUGAAAAACACUAACGAUGAACAUCAGGGUCUUUACCUAUUCAUGAAGGAUGAAGACAUCAGACUUGCCACACGCAUUAAUCUCACUUUGACAGCCCCCCACUCUCCUAGCACUGUGGUUGUUAAAGCAGGUGAGGAGGUGGAUCUGUUGUGUUUUGGCCGUGUGGACUGGUUUGGUACAGAGGCUGAGUUUGUGCAGUGGAAAAUGAAGGAUCAUAUUGUUCUGCAGUGGGAAAAAGGUUCUCAGAUUGUAGGUUCUCAGUUUAAAGGUAGAGUGUCACUGCCCAAAGAGAAAAUCUACCAAAAUAACAUGUGUCUCGUGCUGAAGAACAUAAGCCAUGCUGACCAGGGCAGUUACGAGUGCUCAUUUGUGAAGGACCAAAUCUUCAGGCUGGGCACACAGAUUAACCUCACUGUGACAAAUAUCAUGGCCCGGUUGGAGGUGGGGUUUGGUUCCUCGGUGCUCCUCCCCCUCCACACUGUAUCUCCAGUGAUUGUGAGCUUCCUGCCUGAUGGAGGGAACGGUUCUGUACGAGUGUGUGAGGUGGAGAAAGAGCAGAUGGAGUGUGGAGCAGCUUAUUCACACCGUAUAGAUCUACAGCAGCACUCCCUGGAGCUGAGGAAGCUCUCCAUGGAAGAUUCUGGAACAUUUUCAGUGAUGGAGAGAGAAACACAGCACACUGUCAGUGUCCUCUUUAUACAGGUGUUCCCUCCAUCUACAGGUCCACUUGAAGAGGCUGAACGUGGAGGAAGGACAAUGACAAUCAUCAGUGUUAUAGCUGUCGUUAUAGUCAUGGUGAUGGGGAUGUUGAGGUGCUGGGCAACGAGGAACUGGCAGCUGAAGUCCAUCACCUGAACAGAGACAGCAGAGAUGUUCAGCAGCCUCAUGUAACCACAGCUGUAGCUGAUGACUGACACUUUGUGAGUUGUUAUUUCUCACUGAAAGGCUUGUUUUUAUUUGACGUUCUGUGAAACUGUGCUGAUAAUAAUAACAAUAAUGUUUGUUUGUAUAGCACCUUUCAUGCCAGUUGCAGCUCAAAGUGCUUUACAUAAAACUUACCAGUAGUCGAAGAAACUGAGUAUUCAUUAAAGGUUCUGUAUAGGUAAAGGUUCUGAGUAAAAUCUCAUUAACGUACAUACGUGAUUCCCAAAUGUAUGUAAAUUUGUGUGUUACAUACAGUUUAUCUUACAGAAUGCCAAAGAGACUUUAUAGACACAGAAUGAGCUGUUUAUCUCUGUACUGUAAUCUCUGAGUUUGUUGAUGUUACUCAGACCUGUAUGUGUAUAUGUUGGGCUUUUUUCUCCCUUUUUUGUACUUUUUAAAAACAUUUUUACUACUUUUUACAU
Messenger RNA from Pygocentrus nattereri (red-bellied piranha), 2257 nucleotides. RefSeq lists its product as uncharacterized. The transcript has 9 exons. NCBI's taxonomy places the organism in Eukaryota, Metazoa, Chordata, Actinopteri, Characiformes, Serrasalmidae. Bases 411 to 1766 code for a protein of 451 amino acids. Gene Ontology annotation, cellular component: external side of plasma membrane. The record is from RefSeq and is a predicted model, not a curated record. Gene Ontology annotation, biological process: negative regulation of T cell proliferation; cell surface receptor signaling pathway; immune response.